GGCCCCAUAAAAGGGUGUCUGGUUAGGACAGGAGGAAUUGGGGAGAAGGCUGUGAAGGGCUUGCAGCACCAUGAAGAGCUUCCCCACAGCUCCCCCUGUCCUACUUUUCAUCCUGACUGUCGGUCUUGCAGCUGCCCCACGUGGCAGUGAUGUGGCCAAAUACUGCUGCUUACGAUUCAUCCAAAAGACCUUGCCCUGGAACUUGGUGCAAAGCUAUGAAUUCACUAGGAACAGCUGCUCCCAGCAGGCUGUGAUAUUCACUACCAAAAAAGGCCAGAAAGUCUGUGCACAACCAAAGGAAAAAUGGGUACGAAGAUAUAUUUCGUUACUGAAAGCUCAACAGAAUUCGACGCAGCUGAACUUUCAGCCCAAGGACACCUGAACUCUUUCUUGACCCUGCUGUCCUGGGCAGAGCCUGGAUAAUUCCUUCAAAAGAAGGCUCCGUGGCUCCGUGGGGGGGGCGGGGGGGGGUAUUUUCUACCAGAGUUUUCUUUGAUGAAGGUUUUUUGUAAAGAUUUG
Myotis davidii is the source of this 519-nucleotide messenger RNA. It is a transcript of the gene CCL26, whose product is annotated as chemokine (C-C motif) ligand 26. The transcript has 3 exons. Gene Ontology annotation, cellular component: extracellular region. NCBI's taxonomy places the organism in Eukaryota, Metazoa, Chordata, Mammalia, Chiroptera, Vespertilionidae. Bases 71 to 382 code for a protein of 103 amino acids. The record is from RefSeq and is a predicted model, not a curated record. Gene Ontology annotation, biological process: cellular response to interleukin-1; neutrophil chemotaxis; G protein-coupled receptor signaling pathway. Gene Ontology annotation, molecular function: chemokine activity; CCR chemokine receptor binding.